This is a messenger RNA of Peniophora sp. CBMAI 1063, 1131 nucleotides long. Lineage: Eukaryota; Fungi; Basidiomycota; Agaricomycetes; Russulales; Peniophoraceae. The record is from the annotation of a GenBank genome assembly.
AUGAAGAUCUCCCAAACCACCCCCAAGCUCUUUCAACCGAUGAAGGUUGGAAACACCGACCUCAAGCAUCGCAUCGUUCUCGCGCCUCUGACGCGUUUCCGCGCGGACGACAAUCAUGUACACACCGACCUUGCCAUAGAAUAUUACGCACAACGCGCAAGCAGUCCCGGAACUCUGCUCAUUACGGAGGCAACCUUCAUUGCCCCUCAAGCGGGCGGGUACCCCAACGCGCCUGGUAUCUGGAACGAUGCCCAGAUCGCGGCUUGGAAGAAGAUUACAGACGCCGUACAUGCAAAGUCAUCGUACAUCUAUGUCCAGUUGUGGGCCUUAGGCCGCGCAGCAGACCCUGAGGUCCUGAAGAAGGAAGGGCCGUAUGAUGUUGUCAGCGCGAGCGACAUCCCUCUAGAAGAGGCGGGGCAUGCGCCGGGUGGGCAUCCGCCGCGACCACUCACGGUGGAGGAGAUCAAGGAGUACGUUCAGUUGUAUGCGCAAGCUGCCAAGAAUGCUGUACAAGCUGGGUUCGAUGGUGUCGAGAUCCAUUCGGCAAAUGGAUAUCUUCUUGAUCAGUUCAUUCAGACCAACUCCAACAAUCGUACCGACGAGUAUGGCGGCUCAAUUGAGAACCGGCUGCGCUUCGUGUCCGAAGUCGUACAAGCCAUAACCACCGCCAUCGGGCACGAGCGUACCGGCAUCCGCUUGUCCCCAUGGUCGCCAUUCCAGUCGAUGCGCAUGCCCGAUCCCAUCCCGACCUUCUCUGCGCUCAUCAAGUAUCUCGCCGAUAAGCACUCAAAUCUGUCGUAUGUGCAUCUCGUGGAGCCGCGCGUCAGCGGCAACGCAGAUGCCGAAGGCAGUGACAAGGAGAGCAACGAUUUCGUCCGCCCGCUAUGGAGCCCGAGGCCGUUGAUCCUUGCGGGCAACUUCAAGAGGGAGAGCGCGAUCGAGGCGGCGGAGAAGGAGAACGUACUCAUUGCGAUGGGCAGAUAUUUUAUCUCGAACCCAGACUUGCCGAAGAGGUGGCAGGUGAAUGCGGAGUUGACGCCUUAUGACCGCCAGGUGUUCUACUCGAAGGGACCGAAGGGCUACGUGGACUGGCCGUUUUUGAGUGAUGGUGGUGAGGGAAGUAAGCUGUGA